Messenger RNA from Ilex paraguariensis (yerba mate), 792 nucleotides. NCBI's taxonomy places the organism in Eukaryota, Viridiplantae, Streptophyta, Magnoliopsida, Aquifoliales, Aquifoliaceae. The record is from the annotation of a GenBank genome assembly.
GUCGAGCACCCAUACACGAAGAUGAUGCGUCUUUCGAUCGCUUCGCCUUCGGCUGUUACCUUCUCUCCCAAAUUAACCCUCUCAUCGACCUUCAAUGCUUCCUUCCAUGGCGUUCGAAUCGCUCAAGUCUGGCCCACGCGCCGUCCGAGCUUCUGCUCCAUUCGAACCCAUUGUUCUUCUUCCUCUUCUGUGGUGAUGAUGGCUAAGAGAGAAGAAGAAUUGAAGGAGAUCAGAGCGAAAACUACUGAGCAAAUCAACGAAGAAAUUGUUGACCUAAAAGGAGAGUUGUUCAUGCUUCGGCUCCAGAAAUCGGCUCGUAAUGAGUUCAAGUCCAGUGAGUUUCGCCGAAUGCGUAAAAGGGUUGCUCGUAUGCUCACUGUUAGGCGAGAGAGAGAGAUAGAGGAUGGAAUUAACAAGAGGUUGUCCAGAAAGCUUGAUCGUCAAUGGAAGAAAAGCAUUGUUCCAAGACCGCCUCCAUCAUUGAAGAAGUUACAAGAGGAAGAGGCAGCUGCAGAAGCUAAGGAAUCUGCGUGAGCUCAGCUGAACCCUUCAUCUACGGAAAAUGCUUGGCCUUUUUCUUCUAUUAUUUUUCAUUUUUCUCUUGUAUUUCUUCGGAUGAUUUGAUCUUUAAGCUCGUCAAUUGUAGCUUGAUUGCUGCAUUUGACUACUUAUUGUAUAAUUUAUCAAUCUGGAUUUGUUCUUUCAUCUGUUUUGCUCCACCAAAAAUCUGAUUUCAGGGCAGUUCAUUCUUUUUACUCUACGAGUGCAAGGUUCACUGACAUCUAUCAAUGG